Molecule: messenger RNA, 4272 nt
Organism: Branchiostoma belcheri (Belcher's lancelet)
Lineage: Eukaryota; Metazoa; Chordata; Leptocardii; Amphioxiformes; Branchiostomatidae
Product: MAM and LDL-receptor class A domain-containing protein 1-like
Exons: 19
Coding region: 233-3805 (1190 amino acids)
Cellular component (GO): membrane
Source: RefSeq, a predicted model, not a curated record
CCAAAACUCGUAGUUACUGAAACAUUUCACGUGUUAGUCGACACAGAGAAGCCUGGAAAGCAAGACUUUAGUGGCGUGAUCCUAAAAAGUAAACAGGAGUGGCGGGCUUUGGAGUAGUUGCCUUGCGAUAAAGUCAUUAUAAGAAAAUAUUACCAAGACGCGGGUGUGUAUCUGCAAGACGUUGGACAUAUUUUUGUGAAGAAGAAAAAGUACCGAUUUGAAGUUUAUAAGAAUGUACCGGAUUAUAUUCGCGAGAAAGGUGAACUAUGUGAUGCUGGGACUGACGUUUGCUCAUCUAUGGACCUUAUCUAUUCAGCAAGGAGGCUGCGAUUUCGACACGAAUAUGUGCGGUUUCCAACAAGACAGCAGAGAUAACUUUGACUGGACAAGGCAGCAGGGUUCCACAGGAACAGCAAACACGGGACCCUCGGCAGAUCACACUACUGGAUCUGGAUACUACAUGUUCAUUGAGACUUCCAGUCCACAAGAGACCGGACACAUCGCACGUCUGAUCAGCCCUGUACUGUCUACAGACACCAAAUGUCUGGAGUUCUGGUACCACAUGUACGGGGAUUCUACAGAUGACCUCAACGUCUACAUACGGCCAACAGGCCGCCCUCUGCCAGGCAGUCUGACAUGGUCACAAACUGGAGACAAAGGUGAUGUCUGGAAACGGGCUAGAGUUCAUGUUGAGGCAGCCAGUGACUUCAACAUCGUGUUUGAAGGUGUACGAGGAUCCAGUUACCGAGGUGACAUCGCGAUAGAUGACGUCAGUUUCAGGACAACACCAUGUGGCGGAGACUGUGAUUUCGAUGCUUCACUGUGUGGUUACCAACAAGACAGCACAGAUGACUUUGACUGGACACGUCAGCAGGGUAACACAGGGACUGUAAACACUGGGCCUUCAUUGGACCACACUACUGGGUCUUCUGUAGGUUCCUACAUGUACAUUGAGACGUCCACUCCAAGGCAGCCAGGAGACAUCGCACGUCUGAUCAGUCCUGUACUGUCCAGUGACACCAGAUGUCUGGAGUUCUGGUACCACAUGUACGGGGAUGGUGUAGAGGAACUGAGGGUCUACCAAAGCUCAUCUGACAGCUCUCAGCUGGGCACACCACUAUGGUCUCUAACAGGAGACCAGGGGGAUGUUUGGCACAACGCUACAGUGGGUCUUGCACAAGGCAGCAGCUUCUAUAUCGUGUUUGAAGCUGUACGAGGGUCCACUGCCCGGGGUGACAUCGCCAUAGAUGAUGUCAGUGGAAGAACAACAUCGUGCGCCGGCCCAGUUGUAACAACCACACUAGCGGCUCCAGUUACAACAGUCACUGUAGCAACAGUAGACAAAAGCACUACAGAUCUCGCGACAGCUGCAGCUGAAACAACAACACCCCUACAGGUGACAACACCUGAGUCAUCUACACAACGUGUGACAACAGAGAUGGAGUCCACAACAUCUGCAGCCACAACGCAAGGUCCUACAACAACAGAGGCGGUCCCAUCAGAAAGAGACUGUGAUUUCAACACGGAUGUUUGCGGCUACCAACAGGACAACACAGAUGACUUUGACUGGGCACGGAAAUACGGAAGCACCUCGACUACAGGCACUGGGCCUGGAUCGGACCACACUACUGGGAAUGGUUACUACAUGUACAUUGAGGCGUCCAGUCCCCAGGUACGAGGAGACAUCGCGCGUCUGAUAACCCCUGCCCUGCCUACCAACACCAGAUGUCUGGAGUUCUGGUACCAUAUGUACGGUAGCAGUACAGGAGAUCUUAGGGUCUAUCAAAGACCCACAGGCAGCGCCCAGCUAGGAACUCCGAUAUGGUCUCUAGCAGGAGACCAGGGGAACGUCUGGGACCAGGCCAGACUGGAUAUUGCAGCUGUGAACAACUUCCAGAUCGUGUUUGAGGGCGUCAGAGGGUCUAGUUUGUAUGGUGACAUCGCGAUAGACGACGUCAGUUUCAGAUCAACACCCUGUGGGGACGGAAGUUGUACUUUUGACGCGUCGUUGUGCGGUUACCAACAGGACAACACAGAUGACUUUGACUGGACACGCCAGCAGGGUAGUACUGGGACUACAAACACUGGGCCUUCAUCAGAUCACACCACUGGCUCGGGUAAGGGAUACUACAUGUACAUUGAGACAUCGGGUCUACAGUCAGGAGACAUCGCACGUUUGAGCAGCCCUGUCCUGUCAACAGACAUCAAAUGUCUGGAGUUCUGGUACCACAUGUACGGUACUAGUACAGGGGAACUAAACGUCUACCAAAGAUUCACAGGCAGCGCCGAACUGGGGACACCGGUCUGGUCUCAAACAGGGGACCAGGGGGACGCCUGGAAACAGGCUACAGUGGAUCUGGUCACAGACAAAAACUUCUACGUCGUAUUUGAAGGUGUACGAGGGACCAGUUACCGGGGUGACAUCGCCAUAGAUGACGUCAGUUAUAGAACAACACCAUGCGUCGCAACAACUGUGGCGAUCACUACAACGACGGUAGCUACAACAGCGCAAAGGACAACAACAGACGUUGUAACUACGAAUCCUGUAACAACGGCAGAUACAACAACGACACUUCUGCAGACGACAACAUCUACUAGUGAGCCAUCCACUGAAGAUACAACCACGGAGGAAGGCCAUACUACACCGGAACCUUCUACAACCUACAUCACUACAACAACACCUGUUACAACACAAGAAGCCACGACAGCAACUGUUACAACGCCUGAGUACACAUCAACAGCAAUGGAUACAACAACAGACGCCACUACUAGCACACAGCAAGCGUUAGCGACAACCGAACCGAUAACAACUUCUGUUGUAACAACUGACGAAACAACAUUAGAACUUACUACAGCACCCGAUACAACUUCUAUAAUAACAACAGAGGUAACAACAUUAGAACUUACUACAGCACCCGAUACGACUUCUAUAAUAACAACAGAGGUAACAACAUUAGAACUUACUACAGCACCCGAUACGACUUCUGUUAUAACAACAGAGGUAACAACAUUAGAACUUACUACAGCACCUGACACAACUACUAUUUUACCCACAACGAUCACGACAACGCAACACACGUCAUCUCCAGACGUACAACCAACCACAUCUUCGGAAGAAACGACAGAAAGGUCUCCAACAACCACAGUCGACAGCAACACCCCAUUACAAAGCACUACACAUGUGGCAACUACUAUAGAAGAGGAGACAACGUCAACGCCCAGUACAACGGUCACGCCAUCAACAAUUUUGCAGACAACAGUCCCAAGAGAGACUACAACGCCAACUCAUGAACACUCUUCAGCAACCACAAACAUUGCCACUACAAAAAAACCUUCUGAGACGUCGUUACCAAGUGCUUCAACGUCUACAACAGAACUACACCAAACUACUACGACAAAAUCAAGUACAGUCAAGCCUGAUCAGGCUUCCACUGCAACUCUGACUACAUUAAAACCCGAACCAACGAAAGCGUCAACGAAAAAGCCAGUGACAGUCCAACCGGAGUCAGAGGCACAGGACGGCGGUCUGUCCAUAGGAAUCAUCAUUGGAGCAGGAGCAGGCGGUGCGGUCGUUGUUAUACUACUAGUGGUGGUCAUCGUCAUCGUUUUCAAGUGUCGAAAAAGCAAUAGGCAGAAGAACCAAGGAUGGGAAACGGCCAACCCGAUGUACGACGUGGCGAUGGGACCAAUGAUAAACGGGAAUAAACCCGGUUAUGGGGGAGAUGUUUACAGCAACAACAACAAAAAUGGAGGAAAGAUGGACGAGGAUUUUUACGCCUUCAACAUGGACACCAGCAAUGUAUAGAUGAAGAAAGCUGGAGCAGUUCUUCUAAACAUCCUUUCAACACUCUCAAAAUCAGGUCAAGAAACAUAUUGUCUUACAUUACACCCAGGCAGAUAUCAAAUAUAUUAUUUAACUUUGAUCAAUUGUUGCAGUUAUGUAGUCCUGCAGGGAUAUACUGGUAUGCUUUAAUUCAAUUCAACUUUAAACUGUCAUAAUCUGUAAGACCAAACAAGACUAGUUUGACAGUGUUUCAUUUUUGUAUACAUUACAACUGUUUUAUUCUAGGAAAUAGCUGUUGUUGUUGCACUAGGUAUUUUAUGCUAUUACAAGUAUUGCUAUGGCAGCCAUAGACAAUAGACCAGGCUCUUGUAUACCGGUACCUUUGUGCCAUCGACUAAACAAUUUUGUAUAUACUCAUGAUAUCAUAUUCUGUGUUUAUACCUUACAAGCUUUUUGUUACCAUGAAAGCUAUGCUGCUCAGUCUUUGA